This is a messenger RNA of Hevea brasiliensis (rubber tree), 1052 nucleotides long. RefSeq names its product homeobox-leucine zipper protein HOX3. The transcript is spliced from 4 exons. The record is from RefSeq and is a predicted model, not a curated record. Gene Ontology annotation, molecular function: sequence-specific DNA binding; DNA-binding transcription factor activity, RNA polymerase II-specific. Bases 181 to 888 code for a protein of 235 amino acids. Lineage: Eukaryota; Viridiplantae; Streptophyta; Magnoliopsida; Malpighiales; Euphorbiaceae. Gene Ontology annotation, biological process: regulation of DNA-templated transcription.
CCCCUUUUUUUCCUCCUCCGUUUCAUAUUCUGCUUUGUCUCUCAUUUGUUUCCUUUUGUUGAUCUUUUUUUAAAUAUAUAUAUUUUUUUACUUUACCUUUUCCCUUCUACAAAAUCAGUCUUUUAUCUUCUUCUUCUUCUUCUUCUUCUUUCUUGAGCCUAGCUAAUAGCUACCUGCUUCAUGGCUGUUUCACCCACAAGCUCUUCUAGCUUGGAGUUGACCAUAUCCAUGCCUGGCUUCUCUUCAUCCCCGUCUCUUCCUUCAUCUGGUGAAGGGGGUUAUGCAGUGAGAGAUUUGGACAUAAACCAAGUACCUUCAGCAGCAGAAGAAGAAUGGAUCACUGUUGGUAUGGAUGAUGAAGAGGAAAGCACUAAUGGAGCCACUCCUCGCAAAAAGCUCCGUCUUUCCAAGGAACAGUCUCGUCUUCUUGAAGAAAGUUUCAGGCAACACCACACCUUAAACCCAAGGCAGAAAGAGGCAUUGGCUAUGCAGUUGAGGCUUAGGCCAAGACAAGUUGAGGUGUGGUUUCAAAAUCGUAGGGCCAGGAGCAAGCUUAAGCAGACAGAGAUGGAAUGCGAGUAUUUGAAGAGGUGGUUUGGUUCCCUAACAGAGCAGAACAGAAGGCUACAAAGGGAAGUAGAGGAGCUUAGGGCAAUGAAGGUGGGCCCCCCAACUGUGAUAUCCCCUCACAGUUGUGAGCCUCUCCCAGCAUCCACCCUCACUAUGUGCCCACGUUGUGAACGUGUCACCACCACCACCUCCCUGGACAAGGGUCCCACCAAAACCACCGCCACUGCUUCCACCGUUGCUACAGCCACAGCCGCCACCUUGUCUUCUAAAGUUGGAACACAAACCCUGCAAUCUCGUCAAUCUUCCGCAGCUUGUUAGUCUCUGCUCUAGUCAAUGAUUAAUUUACUUGGAAAGAAGAAAAUAGGUCAAGAGGAAUGUUCAUAAUAGUUUACACCCAGGAAAAAGAAAUGUAUGCAUGGGAUAGAUACUGUAUACUCGUAUCUACAUGGUAUCUAAUCUACAUAUGGAUAAUUUACUUGCUA